Molecule: messenger RNA, 396 nt
Organism: Staurois parvus
Lineage: Eukaryota; Metazoa; Chordata; Amphibia; Anura; Ranidae
Source: the annotation of a GenBank genome assembly
CCAACGAUCGGUGGGGCACUGUGUCCCUGGGACACUGAUCAGCGGAAAGAGCCGAAAACGUUGGCUCGGUCAUGUGAUCAGCUGUGUCCAAUCACAGCUGAUCGCAUGGCACUGAUCAGUGCCCUGAUGAUCAGUGUAGCCCCAUCAGUGCCACCUGUCAGUGCCCAUCAAUGUCACCUGUCACCUGUCAGUGUCCACAUCAAUGCCACCUGUCAGUGCCAAUCAAUGCACAUCAAUGCCACAUAUCAGUGCCAAUCAAUGUCACAUGCCCGUCAUCAGUGCCUACCAGUGCAUAUAAAUGCCACAUAUCAGUGCCCAUCUGAGCUGUCUAUCAGUGCUAGUCAGUGCCGCCUAUGAGUGCUGCCAAUCAGUGCCACCUAUCAGUGCCUGUCAGUG